UCUCGUACUCCAAGCACAUGCCGCUCCCUACUAUGUGGGACAGGAAACAUGGUGAAGGAUCGGCUGCCUGACCUCAGACUGGUUCAGCGUUCACAGAGCUACAGUUCAGAUGAAGUCUGCUUGAAGAUUGGAAAGAAGACAAAUGCAAUCACUCAGUUUCUUGAUAAGGUGGAAAGGAUUCAAAAUGGAAUUGAAAGCAUCAACACCAAUAUCGACGAAAUCAAGAGACUCAACAGCAUCAUCCUGUUGUUACCUCAAGGCAAAGGAACAAGCAAUUCAGAAGUCGAAGACAGGAAGAUGUGUGUUUCCCGUACCAUAUACCAGGUUCAGUAUGAUAUUAAAGGCAUCCAAAAACUGAUAGAAAAAGACAAAGAAAUGCCUAUCGACACUUUAUCAACUCUUGCAAGAAUUCAAAGAAUCCAGUAUUCGACGUUGGUGUGGCUGUUUGCUGAUGCUGUGAACAACUACAACGAGAUGCUUCUGAAACAUCAAGCAAGAUGUAAAGCAAUUGUACACCAGCAACUGCAGAUAAUCAACAGAGAGGCCACAAGUGAGGAACUGGAGCACUUGUUAGAGAACAGUGAAGUGGCUGUUUUUGUGGACAAUAUUGUUGCAGAUACGCUUGAAGCACAACUUGCUCUGACAAGUGUGAAAGCAAGACACGGAGAGUUACUGGAAGUUGAAAGCUCUGUGAAGGAAAUAAGGGACAUAUUUGUGCAGAUGGCAACACUGGUAGAGGCACAGGGUGAUAACGUCAAGAGAGUAGAAUUCCAUGUGGUGAAAGCAGGAGGACACGCUGACCUUGGUAACACCCGGCUCAGAAAAGCAAAAAAACUGAAGAAAAAGCGAAGAAAGAUAAAGUUCAUCUUAGUUGUCAGCCUCAUCAUACUUCUUGGUAUCGUUCUGAUUCUGCUCACUAUAUAAUUGUGCAAAACAAUAUUUUGUGUACAGUGAGACCAAAUAAAAAUGGUGUAUGAGAUUUAAGUCUGUACUUUAUUUAGCGAUGCUGUCAGGAACUAAAACUGUGUAGCAAAGUCACGGGGCUCAUUAAGCAAAGUACUGUGUUUCAUCUGAAAUGGGAAUAUUCAACAGACCGAAAAUGGUCACGAUGCAAGGGCCAAGUGUGGCCCACCUCUUACCUGACUCUGAAAUAGUGGGUGAGGCUGACUUGAUGUAGACCACUGUAUCAUCAUUAGAAAGUCACUAGAUCCUACUUCUGACGUACAAUGGGAACCAGGAUCGCUAUACAACAGUGUGGGACACAUCGGACUUCCUUUCUUUAAGGUUGCCUACUGAGGGUGCAACAUACUCUACUAAGAGACACAGACACAUGUUAUCAUUUCUGUUACAUGUUCAAGAAAUUCCCAGUUUAAUUCCUGCCUGGACAAAUAAAUCUUAACUUUGGAUCCCCAUGACUUUCUUCAUACCAUAACAGAGGUCUGAUUCCCAUGGCAUCCCCCUGUCAUUUACUGCAGACAUAAAUCUGCAGGACCAGAGGCUGCCAUGGCAGCUGAAUAUCAAGUUGCCAGUCUCCUGGGAUGUGACAGUGUUGUGUGGUAGACAGGUAUCAAUAUUUUGAAGGAAUGUAAACCCUCCAUCUUCAGGGUAGAAAAGGGGAAGAUGUGAAGACGGAAGCAAUGGCUAAACUCUUGUUUAUUUGGAUUAAGUGGGGGGGGAGAAGUCUUUCAGUUUAAUGACACAAAAGAUAGCCCUAAGCAGCAACCAAAAAAAUUUAGAAAACAAAUGGAGAAUUUAGUGCUGAUGAAAAGAAAUAAAAAAAUUACCGUAGAACCUAAAUUUAAAAGCUAUAAAAUGUCAAGAAGCUGGAAUCCAGGGUCUCCU
Cryptotermes secundus is the source of this 1842-nucleotide messenger RNA. Its product is annotated as syntaxin-1A. NCBI's taxonomy places the organism in Eukaryota, Metazoa, Arthropoda, Insecta, Blattodea, Kalotermitidae. Gene Ontology annotation, cellular component: plasma membrane; endomembrane system; SNARE complex. Gene Ontology annotation, molecular function: SNAP receptor activity; SNARE binding. The record is from RefSeq and is a predicted model, not a curated record. The transcript has 9 exons. The coding region runs from base 49 to 924 and encodes 291 amino acids. Gene Ontology annotation, biological process: vesicle fusion; exocytosis; intracellular protein transport.